AUGUCUUCGGAAUAUGCUCUGCAUUUCUCACCCAUUUCGACCGAAGAAGCUGGAUCGUUCAAACUGCUGGAACUGUCUCAGGAGCUAGCCGCCCUCGUAGAGACCGCGAUCAAGAAUUCAGAUCCCUUGAGCUUGAACAUCAAAGGGAACUCGAACGAGGAUGCCGUCUUGUGCACACGAGACAAAACAUACACCAUUCGCUCUGUCGAUCUGUCCAACACGCUCUUAAUUGUUACACCACCCGAGGAUGCGGCUCAUUCACUGGAACUCGCCGGUAGGGACGACACAGUCGUGAUACGCGACCAGAUCAAUGAAAUUCUAGAACUCGCUCCUGCUGUCCCCAAAAUCCAAAAGCUGAUCUCCCGAAUACGAUCCAGGGAGUACGGAGAGGAUCAGGAAGACGAGGAUGAAACAGAUGACUUGGACAAUGAGGCCCGAUUUACGUACGAACAGGCUCAAGAAGAGAUCCAAGCCAGCGACGUGGAACUCGAUUCAUGCCUUAAGCAACGGAGAAUUCUCGUCAUAAACCGCGAACUGCGUCCCAUUGCGCCAGCGUAUCUUCAGAACAUCCUUGAGCUCAUUUUAAACCUCUUGGUAUCCUUGUCCCAGCCCCACUCCAACGCGUCGGUGGAGGCUUUAACUUCAUCUCUCUCCGAUGACCACGAGAUAUCCCGAGUUGUAUCCACCCAAGUCCUUGCUUGGUUCGGCGAAAUCCACGCCGGAAAGUGGAAGAUGGAUGUGGAUGAAGUCAUUAAAGAGUUGGGGCUUGGUAUAUUGAGGAACCACAAGGACGAUCCAAUCGCGAAACGCGCCUUCCUAUCACAAUGGAAAGAGGUUGUUGGCGAUACUUUCGCUGAUCGAGUUACAUUGAAGCUUAUUGCUGGCAACUACUUGGAACACAAGUCAUCCCUCUCCGGCGCGGAGUCUCUGCAGUACUUCCCUUCUUUAGCCUUGCCUCCUGACCCAGCAGCCCGUUUUGCGGACCUAUUUUUGACCCGCGCUAAAUGGAAGGGAGACGAAAUCAGUGCAUUCCUAAACGAUAUUGCUGUUAACACAAAGGAACGAGACAAGCUAUUGCUCAAGUAUUGUCGUGCUAUUACUGAGGAAGGAACGGUAUACUACACGGCCAGGGCCCAAUACAGUGGAUGAGAAAUAGUGUACAAACAUAUACGAAGCAGUACGCCCUCGAGUAGUCUAAAGUAUCCAAUGAUGUG
Coprinopsis cinerea okayama7#130 is the source of this 1214-nucleotide messenger RNA. RefSeq lists its product as hypothetical. The transcript has 5 exons. Lineage: Eukaryota; Fungi; Basidiomycota; Agaricomycetes; Agaricales; Psathyrellaceae. The coding region runs from base 1 to 1149 and encodes 382 amino acids. The record is from RefSeq and is a predicted model, not a curated record. Gene Ontology annotation, biological process: mitotic sister chromatid cohesion; maintenance of mitotic sister chromatid cohesion. Gene Ontology annotation, cellular component: chromosome, centromeric region; nucleus; Ctf18 RFC-like complex.